Mya arenaria is the source of this 1492-nucleotide messenger RNA. RefSeq lists its product as uncharacterized. The coding region runs from base 76 to 603 and encodes 175 amino acids. The record is from RefSeq and is a predicted model, not a curated record. The transcript is spliced from 5 exons. NCBI's taxonomy places the organism in Eukaryota, Metazoa, Mollusca, Bivalvia, Myida, Myidae.
UUCAAAUUAAAAGUUGAAUACUUUCAUGAGGUUUUUAUUUUGUUCUACGCAUUUCAUCAAUUUUCAAAACAAAACAUGGAUAUGAUUAACAAGUUAUUUGUGUUCAUGGUUACUGUGGGAUCAGUGGAGAUGAACGAGACCGCAACAAAUCUCCAGUGUUAUUCCUGCUUUGGUACUGGCGGGAACAAUGAAUGUGAGCAAUUCAAAACAUACAAGGAGGCUAUGGAUGACAACAAAAGCUAUUCUCACUAUCUAAAGAACUGUACACCUCCAUACAACCAAUCUUGUAUAAUAGAGACCUUCUCCGUUCUGGGACAGACCGUAUCUCACAUCCGGGAUUGCAGCGACGGGAGGUUCUUCUCAUUUAAUCAGACCUUACAAAACCAAAGGAAUGCGUAUACAAGAUUGCACGAAUUGGAUAACAGCAACGAGACGGCGUGCGUAUGGGAUGGUCAACAUCUGGUGUGCCUCUCUAAAUGUGACGGAGAUUUUUGUAACGGCCCUGUACUUGAGAGAAAGAUCAACGCCGCCGCUGAACAAGGCGUUUCUUUAACUGUGAUGUCUGCUCUGUCUGUUGUUGGACUCUGUCUAAGGAUUCGCUGAACUCAAAUAUGUCAUACUCAAAGUGCACUUUUAAUGAAUUAAAGAAAAAAAAUGUUGGAAUUAAAGUGUAAAAAGUGAAUACAAAUUUAGGUUAUUUUCCGUUCAUAGAGACUGUAUACAGUGCACAUUACUGAAUUAAGAAAAAUGGAUUUUAUGUUGGAAUAAAAGUGUAAAAAGUGAAUAAAUCUUUAAGGUUUUUUUCGAUGUUAAAUGACUAUACGUCUACAAAGAUAGAAUUGCUAUUAUAAAACAGGCAGUGGACAUUAUAGAAUCAAGAAUAAAAUGGGUUUUAUGAUGGAAUGAUAGUGUACAAAGUGAAUGAAUAUUCAGAUUAUUUUUAGUUGCUAAAUGACUAUAUGUCUACACAGAUGGUAUUGCCAAACACAGACUUACGGCAGUGCACAGUAUUGAAUUAAGUAGAAAUGUUUUUUAUGUUGGAAUGAUAGUGUACAAAGUGAAUGCAUAUUCAGAUUAGUUUCCGUUGUUAAACGACUAUUUGUCUACAAAGAUAACAUCGCUAAACACAGACUUAAGGCAGUGGACAUUAUUGAUUUAAGAAAAAAUGGCUUUUAUGUUGAAAUGAUAGUGUACAAAGUGAAUGAAUAUUCAGAUUAGUUUCCGUUCUUAAACGACUAUUUGUCUACAAAGAUAGCAUUGUGAAAUACAUAAUAAAGGCAGUAAACAUUUGCAUAUGAUUAAAACAUUGAACAAGGAAGUUGUAAAUCCUUAUAAAACGUUAUCAAACACUUGUUUAAAAACGGCGGUUUGCCUUGUUAUUUAAAUCUUGAGUUUUAUUACAUGAUGUGAAUAAGUUUUGUUUAACAGUUAUUUAAUUAAUAUUGCCUUCUUUAAGUUUAUAAUAUCUUUACAGAAUAAAUCUUCGUUUUAU